GUUCCUGUUUGAGCAAGUGAAGUUCCUCGUUCUAGCAAUAUAUAUUGUUUGUCCAGCUAGUUCUCAUGAACAGAGGGUGAGGAAUGAAUGCAUGGAUAAUAUGCACGGAUACUUUGGGGAUCUAUAUUUAAAGAGACAUUGUAUGGGAAGCAGAGCUACACGAUUAGCCAAGCCAACAAUAGCCAAAAUGACGACGGAAGGGGAGUGUGCCAAACAUGCAAAGAUACAACGGGUAGACAGUUUCUUGACCCGGCUUCAUGUAAAGGCUAGAGGUGAAAUUUAUCCAAGAACCCAGAUGAAAAGAUUCCAAGUAGAAGAUAAAUAUGUGAAAUGGGACGUUGACUAUCCUGAGUAUGAUCCUGUGGUUUACACAUCAGAAGGUGUAUUAAAAGGUCCUGUUUGGGCAGAUCCAGAUCUGUUAACUACAACUGCUGAAAUGAAAUGGAAUGCUCUAGAUGGUAAAGUGAGUCGAGCCAGCCAUAUGGGGUCUUACAAUUUAGGAAAUGACAACCUCCCAAGAAAUCCAAUAGGACGAACAGGAGUUAAAGGGCGAGGUUGUUUAGGUCGCUGGGGACCAAAUCAUGCAGCAGACCCUAUUGUAACACGAUGGCUACGAGAUGUAGAUAAUAAAAAAGUGAAAGGAGAGGAUGGAAAAGAUAUAUUACAGUUUGUGGCAGUCCAGAGGUCUGACAAUAAGCAGUGGGCUAUACCUGGGGGCAUGGUUGAUCCCGGUGAAGUCAUCACACAAACCUUAAAACGUGAGUUUGGUGAGGAAGCCAUGAACUCACUAGAAAUGUCUGAAAAAGAAAAGGAGAAUCUAGAAAAAGCAAUUAGUAAUAUAUUUCAACAUGGCGACGAGGUCUAUCGAGGCUACGUGGAUGACCCGCGCAAUACAGAUAAUUCCUGGAUGGAGACAGUGGCGAUCAAUUUCCAUGACGAAUCGGGGACAGGAGUUAGUCAAAUCAAGUUACAUGCUGGUGAUGAUGCUGUGGGAGUGAAAUGGAUGGACCUUACAAGUAAACUUGAGAUCUAUGCCAGUCACAUUGACUUUUUACAGGAAGUUGCAAGAAAACGGGGUGCCAGUUGGUGAACCUAAUUGUGAUUAGCGUUUUCAUUAUAUAGUACCUACAAUUGAAAUAUUUUUCCUUUUUGUGGUCAGCGUUAAAGACUUCCAUUCACCACGUACAGCUGUGUGUGGUGAUUUACAAGGCUGAUCACAGAGAAUGUAUGGUUGACAGUACUCUGUGGCCUAUAUUACAACUUCCUUGGUAGUUACAAUGCUAUAUUCUUAAUGAGGCAAUAAUUCAUUUCAGUUUAGAAAUUGAAAAAAAAAGAAAUACUACAUAAGCAGUAAGAAUGUGCAUGUGUGCGAUGGAUAGAUACACAAUCUCGUAGUGCUUAUAAUGUGUAAUGUUGAGUGUGAUGGUCUUGAUCAGAAUAUCUCAUACAGUGUAAUGUCGAAUGUGACAGUCCUGAUCAGAAUAUCACAUACAGUGCUUGUGUAAUGUUGAGUGUGACAGUCCUGAUCAGAAUAUCUCAUACAGUGUUUGUUUAAUGUUGAGUGUGACAGUCCUGAUCAGGAUAUCACAUACAGUGUUUGUGUAAUGUUGAGUGUGACAGUCCUGAUCAGAAUAUCACAUACAGUGCUUGUGUAAUGUUGAGUGUGACAGUCCUGAUCAGAAUAUCACAUACAGUGCUUGUGUAAUGUUGAGUGUGACAGUCCUGAUCAUUGAGAACUGGACAUAUAUUGUUUUAAGCUGAUAUUUAUAAUUUGUAUCUUGAAUGAAUGACUACCAUACUCAAUUUAUCAAGUUGUUCUUUGAUCAGUAAUAUUAUUUAUCCUUCACAAGUGUAUAUGUAGUUGUUUAUAAAGAAGUUAAAAUGAAUGUUCAAGGAAAUUUUGUGAUUAUUUUAACCACUGAUAUUUAGUCCAAUUAAAUUUGGAGAGAAUUAUUAUUACAACAGGCAAUACAUAUAAUUUGCUAUAUUCAACCUUUCAUGUCUAUCUUUUAAAAACACCCUGUAAUUCACUGCUGUUUUAAGUCUUACUCGGAAAGUGAGAUGAGAGAGAAAAUUUGUGCUGCCUGAAGUGUUCUAAGAAAUAUUUUUAUAUGUCCCUGAGAUCAGUGAGAGGAUCAGCAGUGACUGAUUUGACUGCACCCUGCUGAUAACGCAGUAUGGCUGUUUGAUAUUGUGGUAUUUUCCAUUGUUCUGUCGUUCUAAAUGUUAUACUUCCAUUAGUGCUGAAAACUACUCCACAAUUAGCAGUGGAGUUUUGUCUAGAAUUUAAACCUUUUUUAUCUCAGGUAAAAAAUGAAAUUUAUCUUGUUCUGGAAGCCAUGCGGUAAAAGACCAUAUUUUGAUGGAUAAUAAAAUUGAAGUGAGGACUGUUUACAUCUUUACUAGAUAGAAAUAAAUUACAUGAUGGUAUGUUAUGAGGUGUAUACAUUUAUAUCUAAAUAUUACCAAUGUUUGUAAUGUUAUGUUGUUCUAUAUACCACCCACGUUGAUGAUAAUACAGUUAACGAUAGAAAAAAAACCCAUUUGAAAAAUUCAGAGGAAGUGAAUGUGAUGAAGAGAUUCCAGACUUCGGUUGUGGUUUGAGAUGAUGUGUUAAUGAAAGAAUCAAUGAUUUAUUUUAUCAAUAAAAUACAAUGCUGGAUCUCAGUGAUUUAUCUUAUGCCCAGAAUCUGUACAAUUAUCCUCCUUUAGUUCAAUUUUCACCCCGCUUUGUUCAGAAUUACAAGAGUUAAGUCCCUUCAAGCGUUAUCAAAGUACAUAUAGUUUGCUUGCAUCAUAUAUUAGGUUAUAUAUUAGGUUAUAUAUGAAAUAAAGACAGAUUUAUCGGCCUAAAUAGAAUUUCUAUCCUUAGUCGUGACAAGUUUGAUAAUAAAUACUCAUCUGUAAGACACUCUCCUUGAAUGGUUUAGAUUUCUAGAUUCAGCUUGAGAUAUAUUUUAACUUGGUACCCAACAUUUUAGGAAAACCCCACCGACAGAUAUGAUUAUGUCAAGAUUCUAAAAUGUCUGUUUUCAUGAUUUUUUUUCUCUCAUUCAAAUAUGAUAAUUUCUUUUUAAUAUGGAAAUGUAAUUUGUGAAUGACCACAAUAUGCAACACUACCCCCGCCUUUUACAAAGCAUAUUAAACAUGUGCAGGGUUCAGGGCAUUCCGUAGACCCUUGAAAUUAUGUUUAGGACUCCUAAAAAUAAGUUUCAAAUCUGGUGUUAAAAGGGACAUGCGUAUUUCAAAUUUAGUCGGGACAAAUUUGUGAUUUGACUUCUUAAAUGACCCGGUAUUAAAUUCAAAUGGUCAAUGAACACUUAUGUGCACAAUGUUUGUGAAGUUAAGGAAUAAUCUUUCUAUACUAAUCUAACAGGUUUACAUCUGUGCUUAAUGCCAGGAUUUAAUUAUAUUUACAAUUGUUGUACAAAUUUAUAUCCAAUUUAUAAUCCGUUAUUACAGGGAGAUAAUGAUGUUUCAUCUUCCACACUUUACCUAAAAAAAAUAUCAUUCACAUUUAACCACAAAACAGAAAUACCUUUCAUAUUUCGUCCACAAAACAAAGUUACCUGUUCACAUUUAAACACUAAAAAUAUGUUUCACUUUCACAUCGAUUACCAGGACAUAUUUGUUUUCCAUCCUCUAUUUCAACAUAACACAAAAAUACCUUACACAUUUCCACUCAUACAUAUUUAUUUCAUUGAUAUCAGAAUUUGGACGUAGAAAAAAUGAUAAAAAUUCUACAUUUUUGAUCUCUAUUUCAACUUUUUUAAUCAUUAUUAACA
This is a messenger RNA of Ylistrum balloti, 3785 nucleotides long. RefSeq names its product ADP-ribose pyrophosphatase, mitochondrial-like. The record is from RefSeq and is a predicted model, not a curated record. Gene Ontology annotation, molecular function: ADP-ribose diphosphatase activity. The coding region runs from base 92 to 1090 and encodes 332 amino acids. The transcript has 9 exons. NCBI's taxonomy places the organism in Eukaryota, Metazoa, Mollusca, Bivalvia, Pectinida, Pectinidae.